Messenger RNA from Drosophila nasuta, 2063 nucleotides. RefSeq names its product origin recognition complex subunit 2 (gene Orc2). Gene Ontology annotation, molecular function: DNA replication origin binding. The record is from RefSeq and is a predicted model, not a curated record. Gene Ontology annotation, biological process: DNA replication. Gene Ontology annotation, cellular component: nuclear origin of replication recognition complex; nucleus. The transcript has 3 exons. The coding region runs from base 140 to 1990 and encodes 616 amino acids. NCBI's taxonomy places the organism in Eukaryota, Metazoa, Arthropoda, Insecta, Diptera, Drosophilidae.
CGAAAAGCUGUAAGCGUUCGAUAUCAUCAACAAGAAAACCGCGGCAAAAACAACAAGACUUUUUUUUGUGUUCUGCAAACAUUUAUUUUAGUUUUUCUUUCAUUUAUUAAUUUGCUAGUGUAAUAAAUAAUUUAACAUAAUGAGUACCACACCAUCUAAAGUCCAAACAGCUGGUGGCGAAUAUAAAACACCCAAGAAGCAAACGGCAAUAAGAGGACGUCGAAAAUCUGUCAGUUUGAAAUCAAUUGAGAAUCUAACAAAUUCAGAAGAAUCGAGCGCCGCCGAAGUGGAAGAGCAGCAACCCACAACACGACGCUCGGCACGCAAACCAAGCCCCACCAAGAAGUAUCAAGCCUUUAAGGAUGCCACUGCAGGAGAACGUAUUGUUGUCAAUUAUGUGGAAGCCUCGGAGGAGGAGGAUGAAGAAUUACAGUCGGAGAAUGAAGAAGUAGAUGUUGUUGGAGCACCAAAACCUAAUGCACGAGACUUGCAACUGAUACAGUCGGACUACAAUGUGUCAGGCACCAGCAUGUUUGGCUUUAAUACACCCAAGAAGCGAGAUGCUAUGGCGUUGGCUGCUCUCAAUGCCACUCCUUGCACUCCAAAGACGCCAAAGACACCGCGAUUGGGAGUCAAAACACCAGACACCAAACGCAAGAAGGCGGAUCAUCCAAAGACACCGUCGCAUGUGCGCACGCGUGUUAAGAAACAAAUUGCCAGAAUUGUCGCUGACUCCGAUGAGGAUUUCUCUGGCGAUGAAAGUGAUUUUCGACCAAGCGACGAACACUCCUCCAGCAGCAGUAGUGACAGUGGCUCUGCCACCUCGGACAACGAUGCCGCUGAUGAUGAACCAAAGACGCCGGCUAAAGCACGUCGCGCUAUUGUCGUUCCUGUUCUGCCCAAGACGCCGUCGGCAGCGCGUCAACGACAAUCAGCACGGGUUAAGCGUUCCAACGAAUAUGUGCCAGAAAGCGAUGGCUACUUUCAUUCGCAUGCCAGCAGCAAGAUACUCACCUCUGAUCAUACGCUGGAUCGCCUAAAGAAUCCCAGACUUGCGGCCGAUCGGCUGUUUAGUCUGCUGGCGGAGAUGAAAACAUCAGCGGAACAUGAAACAGCCAUCAAUGCCAUCAUGGAAGAGUAUCGUUCGUACUUCUCCAAAUGGAUCUGUAUACUCAACGAGGGCUUCAACAUAUUGCUCUAUGGCUUGGGCUCAAAGCGACAGUUGCUGUUAGCGUUUCAUCGUGAAGUGCUGGCCAAUCAAACAGUGCUGGUGAUCAACGGCUUCUUUCCGAGUUUAACGCUUAAAGAUGUACUGGAUAGCAUAACUAGCGAGAUACUGGAUGCAGGCCCAAGUCCAGGCAAUGCUCACGAAGCUGUGGACAUGAUUGAAGAAGAGUUUGCGCUCAUACCCGAAACACAUCUUUAUUUGAUUGUGCAUAAUUUGGAUGGCGCAAUGCUGCGCAAUGUGAAGGCGCAAGCGAUUCUAUCGCGCCUAGCGCGAGUUGCCAAUAUACAUCUAUUGGCCUCCAUCGAUCACAUCAAUACGCCACUGCUUUGGGACCAGAACAAGCUAAGCAACUUUAAUUUCUCGUGGUGGGAUUGCACCACCAUGUUGCCGUAUACGGAUGAAACGGCCUUCGAGAACUCGCUGCUGGUGCAGAACUCUGGUGAACUGGCGCUCUCCUCGAUGCGCAGCGUCUUCUCCUCGCUGACAACGAACUCGCGAGGCAUCUACAUGCUAAUUGUCAAGUUCCAGUUGAAGAACAAGGGCAAUGCGACGUAUCAGGGCAUGCCAUUCAAGGAUUUGUAUUGGAGUUGUCGCGAGGCUUUUCUCGUCAGCUCCGAUUUGGCAUUGCGUGCUCAAUUGACUGAAUUUCUGGAUCACAAAUUGGUCAAGUCGAAGCGAAGUGUCGAUGGUUCGGAGCAGUUAACCAUUCCGAUUGAUGGCGCGUUGUUGCAACAGUUUCUGGAUGAGCAGGAGAAGAAAUAGUCGCUAACGUGUUUAGAACAUAUUAAUUUAUUAUCUAAUUUGUUAAAUACAAUUACAAUUUGCUUUUUAAAAA